CCCCUUUUUCAUUUUUCCCACCCAAAAUUUCCCCUUCUUCCCGCUGCUCUCUCCCCCCCUCUCUCUCUCUCUCUAAAAUACACGCGCAGAAGCUCUCCCUCUCUCUCUCUCUCUCUCUCUUUCUCUCUCUUCUCUCUCUCUCUCACUCUUUCUCUCUCAUCGGUUUGGAUUCUCCGCAAAUUUGGUCUUUUGCUUGAAUCGGCGUGGGGAUUGUUUGUGGGAAUGUGGCUGACUGGAUCCAUGGAAGGUCCAAUGCCUUAGUAUCAUUUGCUCGUCAUCGGUCUUUGCUUCUGACAUGCGAUUUCACCUUCUUGAGAAAAAAAGGUGGAAUCGGUACCUAUUGAUGGAACUUUAAUUGAUAUUCACUGCCUGACUUUAUACAUUAACAACAAAUUAUGGAGUGCAACAAAGAGGAGGCUGUCAGGGCAAAGGAAAUUGCAGAAGUGCGUAUGCGAAACAAUGACUUUGCAGGGGCCUUGCGCCUUGUACAGAAGGCCCAGCGUCUUUUCUCAGAGCUUGAGAACGUAUCCCGAAUGCUGGCUGUUUGCGAGAUUCAUUGUUCUGCACAGACCAAAGUUUGUGGAUCUGAGCAUGAUUGGUAUGCGAUCCUACAGAUUGAAAAGUCCGCUGACGACAUUACUAUCAAGAAGCAGUACAGAAAGUUUGCUUUGUUACUUCAUCCAGAUAAAAAUAAAUUUCCUGGUGCUGAGGCCGCAUUCAAGCUGAUUGUUGAAGCAAAUAGGGUAUUAACAGACCAGUUGCAGAGAAAAUUAUACGACAGUAAGUUUAGAAAUUCAGUGCAGCCACAGAAGCCUCCAGCACAUCAACAAACUCAGUACUCUGGUGCCAGGAGAAAAAACGGAACCCGAAACAAAUCAGAGAGCCAUCAUAAUUCACAAUUUCCAAGUUCAAACCCUGAUCAGCAGGGGCAGCAGAAGACUUUCUGGACCAGCUGCCCCAAAUGUAAUGUAAGGUAUCAGUACUACAAGCAAUUUGUGAAUAAAACUUUGCGUUGUCAGGAAUGCAAGGGACCCUUUACUGCCUAUGACUUCAGUACUCAAGGCAUGGCGCCUGGACAACAGUGGAGUCAUUUUGCUGACCAGCCGGAUUUUUCAAAUUCUGGGUUCUCAAAAGCAACUCCUCAGGCUACUAAUGGAGUUCCUCCUCCUAUGCACUCUGCAGACAGUUUUUCGGGAUUCGUUCCGCUGACUAAACAAAAGGAGCAUGGUGAGGUCGCUGGCAGUUCGAGGGCUAAGGUGGCCGAUGAAUCUGUUGACAAGGGAGCUGGAAUGAAAGAAGAUAGAAUGCCCUAUGGUAAUGCAGCAAGACCAACAGGAAUGGGUUCUCAGAGUACCACUGGCAGGAUGAGCAGUGGGAAUUCUGGUGUUGAAUUUGGUGGGAAUUCUGAGAAUGUGAGUAGGAAUGACACUGUUGGUGAUGCUGGCACUUCAGAAGAUGUAAUUAAGCCUUCCCAGUCAAAUUCUGAACUCAAUGGAGCUAUGAAAUCUCAGCAAGAGCAACGUCCCACCAGGAAGUCUUCUCGCCUAAGGCAGCAUACAUCGUACAAUGACAAUUCAGUUGGUGAUGACGACUUUGUCAGCCCACCAAAAAGGUUGAGGGCCAAUGAGGCAUUGGAUUCUGCAGAAGCUAAGAAAGAGGAAGGGAUUGUUGAAGGCUUCAGUAAUGAUUGCCGUUCAACAUUUUCUAUUCCUGAAAAUGGCAUUAAUGAAGACAUAAAAAAUGAAGAAGUUCUUCCUCAGGAAGAAAGCUUAUCUGGGACAGAUUCUGGGAAAAUCAAGCCUGAAGAGAAGAGAGGGGAAGCAGUUUCUGCAGACAAACAUAAUGAAAAAUCUAAAUCCAACAGUAGUUCUGGUUUGUCUCCUGGGCUGGAACCUCAUUUUGUUGUCUGUGCUGAUCCAGAGUUUAGUGAUUUCGAGAAGGAUAAAGCACCAACCUGUUUUGCUGUUAAUCAAGUAUGGGCAGUGUAUGAUACACUAGAUGGCAUGCCGAGAUUUUAUGCUCGGAUAAAGAAAGUGUUUUUGCCUGAUUUUAAGGUGCAAAUCACUUGGCUAGAGGCUGAUCCAGAUGACCAAGAUGAGAUUGAUUGGUGUGACAAUGAGUUGCCUGUUGCUUGUGGAAAGUACAGAACUGGACACACGGAAGACGCGGUAGAUCAUCUCAUGUUCUCUCACCAGAUCAAGUGUCUCAAGGGGGCUCGUAGAGGCUCUUUUCUGGUAUAUCCUAGAAAAGGGGAGAUUUGGGCCCUUUUUAAGAACUGGGAUAUAAAAUGGGCCUCCGAACCAGGGAAAUGUCUUCCUUUCAAGUAUGAAUUUGUGGAGAUCCUCUCAGAUUUUGUCAAGGACUGUGGCAUUAAGGUUGUGUAUUUGAGCAAGGUGAAAGGCUUUGUUUGCUUGUUUCAGCGAGUAGAUGCAUGUAAAGAUGCAAAUGCCUCAUUUGAAAUAGCUCCACAUGAUUUGUACCGAUUUUCUCAUCGAGUUCCAUCAUUCGUGAUGACUGGCAAUGAAAGACGAGGUGUUCCUGCUGGAUCUUUUGAACUCGAUCCUGCAGCUUUAGAUAUUGAUGAUCUCAGAGAUACUAUGGAGAAGAAAAGUGCUGAUGCUGAUGUAAGGAAGCGCGUGCCUAAAAAUUCUACAGUAGAGACUUCACCCGUAAGGAGGUCGCCAAGGGCUUUAAGCAAACAGCGGUAGUCCAAUAAACGCUAGUGGAUCUACUGCCAAGGAAGGGAUGUAGAAGCAGUUUAUACUAAUGGCCGCUUAACUUGGAAGUUGUAAGUAAUAUUCCGCAAGUUGACUGGGAAUGAACCUGUUAAUCUUCUGUUAGAUCAGACUUCGGCUGUGCAGCUAUAGUUGGUUAUCAGGCAUCUUCAGGAAUUAUCACCAGACAACAAGAAAAGGUUUGAGAUUGGGUUUUGGAUUAUUCUGAAUCGGUGGUAAUGAAGAGAGUUUUUCCUCAUGCUUAGUUUUUCUAGUCUUUCAGAUGCUUGACUGAUGCCUCUUGAAUUGGCAAUUCUAUUUUGCUCAGGAGAGGGCGAAUACUGAGUUUUGAAACCGAAGACAAUGUUUUGGGGUGAAAGGGAGAUAGAGAUUGACUGCAUAGACUUUUGAGGUAUUGGUAGAUGUACUAUUAGGUCCCAACUGUUGGUAAAUGUUAGAUGUUAUUAUCUUCUCGCCAAAGAAGUUUAUGCUAAUUUGACUCGAUCGUUUUUAUCAUUCUAUGUCUACCCUUAGUUAAAAGCCGUCUUGUUUUUGGACGUUCCAUUGUGGAAUCUCAGAUGAGCUUAUCUGUUUUGAUUUGCUAAAUCUUUCAUGCCGAUGUGGCUUUUUGAAUCUCUACACUCUCGACAGUCUGAAGUUUCAGCUUGUUAUUUUGGUUGAUGAGGUGUACAAUAGAAAACGAACUAUAGUCC
This is a messenger RNA of Eucalyptus grandis, 3427 nucleotides long. RefSeq lists its product as uncharacterized. The transcript has 3 exons. The record is from RefSeq and is a predicted model, not a curated record. Lineage: Eukaryota; Viridiplantae; Streptophyta; Magnoliopsida; Myrtales; Myrtaceae. The coding region runs from base 396 to 2708 and encodes 770 amino acids.